This is a messenger RNA of Penicillium waksmanii, 1587 nucleotides long. It is a transcript of the gene rglA, whose product is annotated as putative rhamnogalacturonase B. Gene Ontology annotation, molecular function: carbon-oxygen lyase activity, acting on polysaccharides; carbohydrate binding. The coding region runs from base 1 to 1587 and encodes 528 amino acids. NCBI's taxonomy places the organism in Eukaryota, Fungi, Ascomycota, Eurotiomycetes, Eurotiales, Aspergillaceae. The transcript is spliced from 11 exons. The record is from RefSeq and is a predicted model, not a curated record. Gene Ontology annotation, biological process: pectin catabolic process.
AUGUUCUCUCGGGCUUUGGGUGCUGUUGCAUUGGCCCUCUGGGCCAAAGUAGCCAAUGCUGCAUUUGGACUCACAACUAACAGUGGCACUUACGUUGUGGACGCUGGAUCGUCAAACCCACUUAAGUUUACCGUCUCCCGCACCAGUUGUGACAUCUCGUCGAUCAGUUUCUAUGGAUCCGAGCUGCAAUACCAGUCGACCGGUUCGCACAUCGGAUCGGGUCUGGGAACUGCCACCGUCAGCGCAACGCAGAGUGGCGAUUACAUUACGGUCACUUGCGCAACGGAUACCCUCACUCACUAUUAUGUUGUUCACAGCGGCGAUCCCAUCAUCUAUAUGGCCACUUACACGACUGCUGAACCAUCCAUUGGCGAGUUGCGAUACAUCGCCCGACUGAAUGCGGACCUGCUCCCCAAUGAAGAACCUUUUGGCGAUGUCUCGACCAUUGCCGAUGGAACUGCUAUUGAGGGCUCAGAUGUGUAUCUUGUUGAUGGCGAAACCCGAAGCAAGUUCUACUCCAGUGAGCGAUUUAUCGAUGACCAAAGACAUUGUGUGUCCGGCAGCGCGCAUCGUGUCUGCAUGAUUAUUCCCCAGUAUGAGACGUCAGCUGGUGGACCCUUCCAUCGUGACAUCAAUACCAACAAUGUCGGCUCAUAUACUGGCCUGUACUGGUACAUGAACUCUGGCCAUGUCCAAACCGAAACCUACCGUCAAGGUCUACACGGUCCAUACAUGAUGUACUUCAGCCGCAGCGGUACUCCCGCAACCAACAUCGACACUUCGUUUUUCGCCAACCUGGGUAUCAAGGGCUAUGUCGCUACGUCCGGGAGAGGCUACGUGUCUGGAACAGCCUCCGGUGCCAGUUCUUCUUUUGACUGGGUAAUUCACUGGUACAACAGUGCUGCCCAGUACUGGACCUACACAUCAUCUAGCGGCUCAUUUACCUCGCCUGCUAUGAAGCCUGGCACCUACACCAUGGUCUACUACCAGGGAGAAUUCGCCGUCGCAACCUCCUCGGUUACUGUUACUGCUGGCUCAACCACCUCAAAGAGCAUCUCCGGAAAAGUGACCACCGGUACGACAAUCUUCAAGAUCGGAGACUGGGAUGGGCAACCAACCGGAUUCCUCAAUGCCGCCAACCAGCUCCGCAUGCACCCCUCUGAUACCCGCAUGUCCUCUUGGAGCCCGGGUACCUACACCGUCGGGAGCUCUACGACAUCCCAGUUCCCAAUGGCUAUCUUCAAAUCAGUGAACUCGCCAAUUACCAUCAAAUUUACCGCCACCUCAUCCCAGACUGGAGCUGCUACCCUGAGGAUCGGUACUACCCUUUCCUUUGCUGGUGGUCGACCACAAGCUACCAUCAACAGCUACACCGGCAGCAUUCCGUCCGCACCCACCAAUCUCGACUCGCGCGGUGUUACUCGGGGAGCUUACCGCGGUCUGGGCGAAGUAUAUGAUGUUUCCAUUCCCAGUGGCACUAUUGUUGCAGGAACCAACACUAUUACCAUUAACGUUGUUUCUGGAAGCUCGGGUGAUACCUAUCUGAGUCCCAACUUUAUCUUUGAUUGCGUUGAGUUGUUCCAGUGA